GGUGAUAAUGGUGACAAAGCCGUCGAAAGGCUUUAUGGCCACGGGUGUGCCUGGCUGUCAUCGAAAACACAGCGGAAAGCGUCAUUCACACACACCGCCACCUCUUAAGAAGAAGACGCUGAAAGCUGGCCUUUUCGCCGAUGAUAGCGAGGAAAAGGACGAUAGGGGCCUGAUGACGGCGACAAUCGGGGCGACAAGUGAAGACGUGGCUGCGACAACGGGCGGUGAGACGUCGACCUCCGCAAUGCCCCUGCUGCCUCUACCAGUAAAUACUGGCCUAGAGUUAAUGGGUGCUUCGACGCAUUUCCAGCUGCCUUAUGACAUCUGGUACUUACGCAAACACCAGAAGUUGCCUAGUGCAAACGAUUUGCUAGGCGGUGCUAACUACAAACGCAUCAAAUCCAACAUCUAUGUGGAUGUCAAACCCGUAUCAGAAUAUGAGGCACAGGCCUGCACAUGUAGGAAGCCCGAUGGCCCAGAUGCUGAAGAAACAGGAUGUGGUGCCGAUUGCCUAAAUAGGAUGAUGUACGCAGAGUGUUCCAAUGCAUUGUGCCCCGUAGGCGACAAAUGUAACAACCAAAAGAUCCAACGCUUUGACUGGGCUACUGGACUUCAACGGUUCAAGACCAAGGACCGUGGUUGGGGAGUUCGGGCGGUCGAACCAAUCAAGGCAAACACAUUCAUACUCGAGUAUAUCGGCGAAGUGGUCUCGGAAUCACUGUUCCGCCGCCGGAUGGAGGAAGUGUACAAGAAUGACAAGCAUCAUUAUUGUCUGAAUCUGAGCGGUGGCAUGGUCAUUGAUGGUUAUCGAAUGGCCAACGAAGGUCGCUUUGUCAAUCACAGCUGUGAACCGAACUGCGAGAUGCAGAAGUGGUCCGUAAAUGGCGUCUAUCGUAUAGCGUUGUUCUCACUAAAGGACAUCCCGGCCAUGACCGAACUUAGUUACGAUUACAAUUUUGAGAACUUCAACAAUGACCGCCAACAAACCUGCCGUUGUGGAAGCGCUAACUGCCGGGGUUUCAUCGGCGCACGCAAGAAGGCCCCCGCCGACAAGGCCGACAAACAGGACAAGGAGAAAAAGGACAAAGAAAAAACAGCUUCUGGAAGUAAAAAACAACAACGAAAGAAGGCCGCUAGUCGAAUAAAGGACACAGAGAAGGACAUCAAGGAUAGCAAACUGCCAGCGACUACAACGGCAACAGGUCAUAGUCUUUGUCGGGUUGCCAGUGUUCGGCCAUUGUCACAUCAGCAGAGAUGUUUUGUGUUAAAACACAACCUAUUUUUGUUGCGAAAUUACGAUUUAACUCGACGAAGUAGAGAACUCACUCGAGGCGCUGAAGAAGACAGUGUUUGUUCCGAAACGACCGAGGGCUUUCGCACCCAGUUAACGGCUCUGAGCACUGCUCGAUCAGUGAAAACCCGCCAGCUUGCAGCAGCCCAAGAUGACACGAAUUGCGUCCGGGCGGCAAAGCUGGCACAGGUGUUCAAAGAUAUUUUGAACGCGAUUCACUCGUGCAGGGACGCUCAAGGCCGCGAGUUGGGACAACGGCUGAAUGUACUUCCACGUGGCAAAAAGAAGCUGCUCAACUAUUAUCAACAUAUAUCGCAGCCGAUUGACCUAGUCACUAUUGAGGGUAACGUUGAUAAAGGCGCGUACGGAUCUGUUGAGCAGUUUUGUGCGGACGUACAAUUACUGUUCUCCAACUGGACUUCAUACGCUGAGCAUUUUGAGCCGCAAUUGGCUAGCGAUCUUAUCUCUCUAAAAAAUACCUAUAAGGAUUUCCUACUCGCCUGUACACCAAUGCUCAACGAUAUUGCCAUGGAUGAUGGAAAUGCGUUGUCAACCGAGCACCGUACCGUCGACUGCCUUUGUCGAACUACGGCACGACGAUACGCUCUUCGCAAGUGCACCGUAUGCGACCGAUUCUUCCAUGAGCGGUGUGCGACACUCGAAAAUAUUGGAAGGACGAAAUGUGCUUCGUGCGACAAAGCCCUACCCAUUGAUAUUGCCCUUGACGAUGAAGCAAAAUCGACCAGGUCAGACAACCCGUCGGCGAUGACCGCUACAGGAAGUACUGACUCAACCAUCAAGAAUCAGCCCUGUACCCAAAUGCUUUGCGUGGCACACGGAAGUGUACUGGUACAUAAGGCCGGCUUUGCCGCCGUACGCAGCGAUUCCCGUCGAAUACUUCAGGUGUGUGACAUUCUCCGCCGCACCGAAGAUGGGGAAUGCUUCGUGCGCGGCUUCGAAUUCGUAUCACCCGGACGCGCUGGUCUGUUGCAACAGUUUAAAAAUCGAACGGUUCAUGAACGCGAGCUGGUCCGUCUGGCUAAGCCAACGGUACUAUCGCUUCGGGCGCUAAAUGAUACUCGUGUGCCCUGGGUCUUGGACGUAGCGGCAUUUUGCGCCGGUAAACCAUCGCACGUGGACGCCGCUGACGUGUUCGUUUGCGAGUUCCGCUUGGAUCGACGCCAGCAACAGCUUCUACCGCUCAAGAUGCAACUUGACAUCACGGUAGGUAUCUUUGAGCUGUUCUCCACUAAGAAACCCUUUAAAAGAAAUUUACGAGUUAAGGAAGAGGAGAAGUCCGCAAUGCCAAUGACACCGACUACAGCAAGUCAACAAGAUACAGCAGCAGGACAAGAUGAUGGUUCCGAUGUUAGCAACGUAAUGGCCACAAAAGUCAACUUCGACCAUCGCAAGCGCAACCUUCUUAGAGUGCUUUCUGCAAAAGAAAAACUCUUCAAUUUUGGCAUCGGUGAACGAGAUUUAGGUGGUGAUUGGGAUUUGACGGCAAAAGAAGGUGACGUCGACAAACCCCGAACAGCAAUGGCAAUGGCCAAGGCAACAGUCAACGGUAAGGGUGUGGGCGUCCGUCCGACGUCGAUACACGCUGACGCGUCCUCUUUGCCGACAAGUGCCACAAACAGUAUCGCAGCUUCGGCCAAUGCAAUGUACAGCACUUUGUUUACCACCGCAGGCAGUUUCUCUAACGACAUAGACGACAGCAGCGACAUGAGCACCACGACGAUCGCUAACGGACACGACGGCAGGAGCUAGCAGAGGUCACCGAGGAAAUCACCCUCUAAGAAAAAGCGCCAUAUAAUGGCUAUGUCCUUCACGUCGCCGCUGAACAACGAUACCAGCAUUAACAGUAAUUGUGCCACGUUGCCGCUAACAUUAACAUCGUCAACGCAAGAACAUGCCCGUCAGCGACCAGCUAUCAUAAACAAAUAAAUUAGGCCCGGUUAGAAAAAAAAGUACCUCAGCACACUUGUUUAUAUGUGUCCGCACAGUUGGAACAAUGUUUAUUGCGAAACAGCAAACGAAGAAACGUUAUUGCUACUCAAUGCUACGGCCAAUGUAGCGUAUGGACAACAGCAAAUCCGGCGUUGCUUGGCUGGUUGAAAUGUUUUCUUUUGCCAAAAAAAGAAUCGAUCGCUCUACUUAUUACACGUAUAUACUAUAAUUAUCGGUUGUACCUUGGAGCUUUUUACUUUGUCCCUACUCUUUCUCAGAAAAAUUACUGCCCGCCUCCUACGUCAGCCCCAAGUGUCGUGGUCGACAGUUGAACUGAACCUCCAGUUGUCCUAGAACUUUCAUUUCUGCUACUGCUACCACCUACAAUGAAUAUUUAGCCUUCAUAGCUAUGGAGCGGUAAUGAAAUCCAUCUGGCUUACAUCCACCUACGUAGCGAUCCUUUUCAUCAACGACAACAACUACAGCCCAGGCCCCUGUCCGCUAUCAGUGGCUGGUUGAUGCAUGCUUUCAUACCACAGACUCACCACAUAGAAACGCGUUUCAACCCCCAGCUGUUUGCCGCCAUCGAGCGUUAGAGCUAUUCUCGUUCUUGGCGUCCAGUAACGUAACUACAGCGAAGAUGACAACGAUCAAGAAAAAGAUCAAUGGCAAUAGUCUAGAAAAAAGUCUGCAGGAGAUCAAUACUGCUUCCUUCCUACUUCAAAUGACGAUGUCUAGUGCCAAGCGCGCACGCCGAAGUCAACCCGGGUGCUUAUUAUUAGUACUAUCGCCAUAAUAAUGAGAGCAUCCCUAUUACCGUCAUCAUCAUCAUCACCGCCGCCACCACCACCACUAUCAUAAACGAAUAUAAAGAUGAAGAAGACACAAUGAUAAUUAUAAUGUGCAGUGGUCAAGCGUUUGGCGUGUUCUAGACAACAAACUCUGCCAACUCCGCACUCGUAUGAGGAGAUCUGUAUAUACACUGUAGAUUUUGUAGAAAUUACUAGUAGAAUAUAUACGUACGAGCCGAAAAACAGGGCAUGUGAAAAAUCAUCGCGGGUCAGUACACACACACACACACACACACAUACACAUACACACACACACACACACACA
Molecule: messenger RNA, 4357 nt
Organism: Varroa destructor (honeybee mite)
Lineage: Eukaryota; Metazoa; Arthropoda; Arachnida; Mesostigmata; Varroidae
Product: histone-lysine N-methyltransferase ASH1L-like
Biological process (GO): regulation of DNA-templated transcription
Cellular component (GO): nucleoplasm; nucleus
Molecular function (GO): histone H3K4 methyltransferase activity; protein binding
Source: RefSeq, a predicted model, not a curated record